AUGUGGAUACUCAGAGAACAUCGAGUUAUAUUUCAUAGUCUUAAAUUUGUUCAAAUUAUCUUAACUAUCAUAGUUCUCACAGUAGAACUUAUUCAGUAUGCAGUAUAUGUUAAUAUAAGUCCGGAUUCACCCGAAUAUGUUGCUGUAAAUUUUUUUAGAAAUGGAGAACCAGUUAAAAUAUGGAUUUUCGUUGUAUUCUCACUCACUCUAGCAGCUCUCGGAACGUAUGUUUAUCAUUUUAAGAAAAUCUGGAAUAAAGGACCUUACCUUUCCCUUGACUUAACGUUGGCUGCUUUAUGGUUUACUUCUGCCAUAGCAAAUUUGGAUCCUGCAUUUCAACACCAUCCAAUAUUAACUUGUUCAUCCGCAAAAUCAACUUCAUUAACAUCAAUUUGCAAUAUUUGGGCAACGAGCAUAGUAUUAUGUUGGUUAAACAUGUUAAUAUUUAUUAUAUCUGUAUUUAUAUCAUGGCGUGUUAAACAAGAAAAGCGUAAAGGGAUCUAUUCUUUCCAUAAGCCUACCGUUGCGCCCGAAAUAAAGAAAAGAACGAGUCAAAGACAAUCUGUUUUACUGAAAAAAGGUCUUGAAAAUCCUGAACUAUCCCAACCUGUUAUGUUGGAAUCCGGGAUUAAACCUUUAAUGUUGGUACAAUUAGCUAAUUCCAGGUGA
Molecule: messenger RNA, 669 nt
Organism: Funneliformis mosseae
Lineage: Eukaryota; Fungi; Glomeromycota; Glomeromycetes; Glomerales; Glomeraceae
Source: the annotation of a GenBank genome assembly